This is a messenger RNA of Pomacea canaliculata, 1375 nucleotides long. RefSeq names its product serine/Arginine-related protein 53-like. The record is from RefSeq and is a predicted model, not a curated record. The transcript is spliced from 9 exons. Bases 203 to 1138 code for a protein of 311 amino acids. Gene Ontology annotation, biological process: alternative mRNA splicing, via spliceosome. Gene Ontology annotation, cellular component: cytoplasm; nucleus. NCBI's taxonomy places the organism in Eukaryota, Metazoa, Mollusca, Gastropoda, Architaenioglossa, Ampullariidae.
AAUCUCUUCUGACGCAUGAUGUGAGGCAAGUUUGCGACAAAGUGUAAGAUAAAUGCUCUAAGCGACCUCGAAGGGACUGUACUCUGAGACCAAAGUGUGUUAAUGCCAAACAGAGCAGAAUGAUGUCUAAAAGGUCACAGGAGUAGCCUAGCCACUAAGACUGAGAAGAACUGCAGAAAACUAUAAACAAAGGAAUUCUAAAAUGGGCCGUUAUUCUAGUAGUGACGAAGAAUAUAACCGUAAGCUUAAGAAAAAGAAAAAAAGAAGAUCAAGGUCAGCAAGCAGCAGUGAUACCAGAUAUAGUAGCAGCAAACACAAGAAGUCAAAACGAAAGCAUAAACAUAGAUCUAGGUCAAGAAGCAGGUCAGAGGAUAGAUACAGCAAGCGAGAUCGAUCUGCAGAGAGAGGACGCAGGUCCCGGUCAAGAGGUCGUAGGUCGAGGUCUACAGAAAGACGAAGGUCUCGUUCUUUGAACAGAAGUAAAAGAUCACGUUCAUACAGCAGAGGUCGAAGAUCUAGGUCAGAUAGUCGAGGUCGCUACUCAAGUCGAAAGCAUUCAUCAUCACAGGACAGAACAUGGAGAUCAUCUUCUGAAUCAAGAUCCAAAAGCAGAUCACGGAGGUCAUCUCCUGAGAGGAGACGAGGACUUGGAUCAGGAAUAUUUCCAACAGAUGCCACAAGUCGUUCAGAGUCCAAUACUCUGGACAGUAUACCAGGCUUCAGUGACAUGACUCCUGCUGAGCAGGCCCAAGCCAGAAUGAAAAUGGCCCUCAAGGCAGCAGCAAUGGCAGAUGGCAAAUUAAAGGAACAGGCUGGGUUCACUCAGUCAAUGGACCCUAUUGACAGUAGAAACUUUACUGAUGCAGUGGCUCUUAUUGAGUCUGAUGGCUUUGUCCCAACAGCUUUCAAGUCAAGUCGGGCAUCAAGAUCUUACAAGGAUGGAAAAGAUGUUACCACUGAUCUAACUUCACAUGACCAGGCCAUGUUUGGAGCCGUAGGAAGUUCUGUCAUUUUCAGCAGGACUGAACCCUUAGACAAAAUAGCACUAGAUGACAACCCAGAAUCCAUUGUGGAUGCCAGUCUUGCCUGUGAUCCAGAAGAAAAAAUGAAGCGUUGGAUCCAGAAGCUGACAACAUGAGAAAAAAAAGAUGGAAGGAGAUAUUUUACCAUACUGAUCAUCUUUGUUGCUAUAUUAAAGUAUCAACGACUUUAAUAGUGUUAUAAGUACGUGUUCAUCAUCAUUGUCAGUUUUGCAAGUCGUUUUUAUUGUUGAGAGCUUAUCAUUAAUUCAUUCUUUUAGUUUUUCUCUUUUCCAGUUUGAAGAAUGGCCAAUGAAAAAUUGGUUUCUGUAAAUAUAACAUAUGGAAUUUUUUUU